Metopolophium dirhodum (rose-grain aphid) is the source of this 4108-nucleotide messenger RNA. RefSeq names its product kinesin-like protein KIF2A (gene Klp10A). The record is from RefSeq and is a predicted model, not a curated record. Bases 904 to 3186 code for a protein of 760 amino acids. The transcript is spliced from 14 exons. Gene Ontology annotation, molecular function: microtubule binding; microtubule motor activity; ATP binding. Gene Ontology annotation, biological process: microtubule-based movement. Lineage: Eukaryota; Metazoa; Arthropoda; Insecta; Hemiptera; Aphididae.
AUGACGUUAAUUGUUAUUUGUUAAUCUUAAAUACGUUAUUGGUUAUUACUUAUUAUUAUUUAUAGUAUGUUGGUUAUUGCUUUAUUAGCUAUUUAUUGAACUGAUGAAUUGCACACAAAUCGGUGGCAAAGCGACCCAAAAAAACCUAUCGUGGUCCGGUGGAAACGCACCGCCGACGUCGUCUUAUCUAUAUUUUAUGGGCGAGACGGUCGUCGGUUACGACCUCGGAUCUACUAUAGCUUACUUGGGGGAUUUUUUUUUUCACGUCGAUCGACCGAAAACAGCUCAGCGUUCGAUUAGGGGGCCCCCGCGAUCGCGUGUUAUGGAUCCGUCGUUGGUCGUUGGCCUUUGUCGUCCGUAACCGUCGGUCUUCACCUCCUUCUCCGCCGCCUCGACGACCGUCCUACUACUCCACCGCCUCCUACUCAGUCGCCUUGCGAGUCGUCGUCCUCCGCCGGUAGUCGCCGCGCGCAUAUGUCGGCCGUCGCCACUCGCCGCCGCUAGUGGUUAUCAGUCGUCGUCCGGUGUAACGGUUUUGCGCACAACACGGCUGGUGCGGCCGUUCGCGUGACGUUUCCCCUCGAUGAUCGUCCCGAUCUUAUUUUAUUAUUGUUAUUACAUAUUUUUACGGUUUAUCGCGUGUCCUACGAAAUACGUUUAAAAAAUAAAAAAAAAACACAAUUAUAUCUAAACAUAUCGUCCGUCCGUCCGCCGCCAAUAGUAAAUGCUAUCGUUGUACAAUAUUGUUAAUACUUAAUCGUUGGUCGUUACGCGUAUCGCGCCUUUGUAUCGUUAUCGUUCUCCUCCCACCCUCCCCCCACACACAUACGCUACACGGGGCCCCCGACUCGGUCGUCGUGCCCGCGCCUUUUGGUCGUCGUCCGGAAAGUCUACGACGUCAACAUGCAAGUGGAAGAAGCGUUAUUCGACGGCGUCAACUUGAAGUUGGCCAUGGACAUCAAGAUCAAACGAACCGAUGGUCGCAUCCAUAAGGCAGUUGUGUCUAGGAUGAAUCCAGAUACUAGAAGCAUUUCAGUAGAGUGGUUAGAAAAUGGUGAAACUAAAGGCAAAGAAAUUGAUUUAGAUGGAAUCUUGGAACUGAAUCCUCAAUUACGUUCAAAUAUUCCCAGUAUUACUAUGGUUGCUCAAAACGGUACUAAUAUACCAACAACUAGCAAGUUAGCAAGGUAUUCCACAAAAGCCUCAAUACAAGCAUUUACAAAUAAUAAAGGUUCAUAUAAAGGAACAAAACCAGUUAGUAGGCAGACCAAUCAUUAUUCACCUGCAGUGAAUGGCACUGGAGAAGUUUUAUCAACAACUGUUCCAUGUACACCUUUAAAUCCUCCAACCCAGUAUCAACAAAUUCCCGUGUUAAAACCAGCUGAUCCGCCACCUCAAACACAACAACUAACUCACUUGUAUAGCAAUAAUACGGCAGGAGCAAUCCGGGGCUCAAAUACUGCUGCAGUAGGAGCAGCUGCAGCUGCUGCUGCUGCCGCAGCCGCUGCAGCAGCCAAAGACAGGCGGAGUAAUGUUGUUAAGGAGGUUGCUAAAUUGAAAAAAAACCGAGAAGAAAGGCGACAACGUCAAGCUGAAUUAAAAGAAGAAAAAGAAGCGUUAAUGAACAUGGACCCUGGUAAUCCAAAUUGGGAGUUUCUUGCUAUGAUUAGAGAUUAUCAAUCUAAUUUAGAUUUUAAACCUUUGAGAGACUCUGAAGUAGUUGAAGAUCAUCAAAUUACUGUUUGUGUCAGAAAAAGGCCGCUCAAUAAAAAAGAAUUCAAUCGAAAAGAAGUUGAUGUUGUUGCAAUCCCAUCUAAAAAUCAAGUUAUUGUUCAUGAACCUAAAAACAAAGUAGAUCUUACAAAAUAUUUAGAAAACCAGCAUUUCCGAUUUGAUUAUGCCUUUGAUGAGACUUGCACCAAUGAGACAGUUUAUAAAUAUUCUGCAAGACCUCUUGUAAAGACUAUAUUCGAUGGUGGCAUGGCCACAUGCUUUGCUUACGGACAAACUGGCAGUGGUAAGACUCACACUAUGGGUGGGGAUUUCCAUGGAAAAACACAAGACUGUAAAAAAGGCAUUUAUGCAAUGGCUGCUAAGGAUGUUUUUCGUUUUUUGAAUUCGCCUAGUUAUUCGCCAUUAAAUCUGGUUGUUACUGCUAGCUUUUUUGAAAUUUACAGUGGCAAGGUGUUUGACUUGCUGGGUGAUAAAGCCAAGUUAAGAGUACUCGAAGACGGCAUGCAAAAAGUACAAGUAGUUGGUCUUACUGAAAAAGUAGUCACUACAGUAGAUGAAGUAUUGAAAAUAAUUAAUGACGGUAACAGUGCUAGAACUUCAGGUCAGACAUCAGCCAAUAGUAACUCAUCAAGGUCUCAUGCUGUUUUUCAAAUUGUAUUACGUAUCCCGGGUUUAAAUCAAAUACAUGGAAAAUUUUCAUUAAUAGAUUUAGCUGGAAACGAAAGAGGUGCAGAUACAUCUUCAGCCAACCGACAAACACGAAUGGAAGGUGCAGAAAUAAAUAAAUCUCUACUUGCACUAAAAGAGUGCAUUCGUGCUCUAGGGAAGAAAGGUUCUCAUUUACCUUUUAGAGCAAGUAAAUUAACACAAGUACUUAAAGAUUCCUUUGUUGGUGAAAAUACUAGGACCUGUAUGAUUGCAAUGAUUAGUCCAGGACUAAGCUCAUGUGAACACUCUCUGAACACGCUCCGUUAUGCUGACCGUGUUAAAGAAUUGGACGCAUCAGAUCCUGCUGCUGGAGAAGUUCAUGCGCCUAUGUAUUCUCCACCACCAAGUCGUUCUCCGAAUAUAUCUCGUAACUUACAAGAUGUGAGUAUGGUUGAUGACGAUUUAGCAGCACUAAGAUCACUUAAUGAAGGAGAAUUGUCUGCCGACUUGUACAAUUUCCACGAAGCUGUUUCCCAACUGCAAGAACAAGAAGAUGAAAUGCUAGAUAAACACAAGUCGUUACUAGAAUCUGGACAGAAAUGGUUACAAAAAGACAAACAGUUGUUGGCCAUGACUAAAAACGUUGACUACGAUCAAGAUGCGUAUUCAUUGCAGCUGCUCAAUUUGCUUCAAACCAAAUUAGCUGCCACUCAAGAUCUAGUUGAAACUGUGCUUGCAUUCAGAAAACAGUUGACAACUGAAGAACAAUUCAGUCAGAAUAUAAUUAGAGGCGGCCACCGUUAGAGACAACAUUUUUUAUUAUUGUCUUCUAUGUGUAAUUGUUAAGUCUUUGUUUUUGUAAUAAAAAAAAUAUGAUUGAGUAGAAACAUGUGAGAACAUUUCUAUCUUUGUCAUAGAGAUACUACUGAUUUUAUGUGAUUUUUUUCGGUGAUGCUACUAUUAAUGGCCAACAAACAUUUAUGAACACUGACAGUGUUUGUUGGUUUUUACCUACUUAAUAAUUUACUACAUCGCUUUAAUUAAGUUUUUAACCUCAAAGAACUAAACCCUUAUUAUUGUUACGAGCAUUAUAAAUUUGUACUUCUAACUUUAAAUAUCUUUAGUUAUAUAUAUUUUUAAUUAUAUGUAUUUUUUCUUUUAACAAGCAUUUAUUCGUAUUUUUUUAUUUUUACUAUAAAUUCACAUAUUAAUUUAAUGUCUUACUUCAUAGCAGUUAUUUAAUUAAAUUGUUUUCUAAUAAAAGCAUGUUGUAGGAAAUAGCAAAAAAAAAUUUCAAGAUAAUAUCAAACUUUUGAAUACCUAUUUUUGUAAAAUAUAAAACAAUAAUAUAACGUUACAAUAAUAUUUAAUUAAACUAAGAAAAUUAUUAUUACGUUUAUGUGCAAAUAGUUGUUCAGGCUUUACAAUGUUGGAAUAAGUACCUAUUUUUUAACAUUCAUUUUUUGUAAGUCCUAUGUUUCAUUGAUUAUUAAUGAUUAGAGUAUAAUUUUUUUAAAACAAAACUAUUUUCUUUUUAUUUGUGUUUGUUAUUCUAAUAUGCCCUAUUUUCUAGGGACGUGUUCAGUGUUAACCCCACGGUUUAAGGCUAUUACGCAAUGUGCCUUUUACUGUUUUGAGUUUACUAUUACUAUGUAAAUAACUAUAUUUAAACGAUACUCAUUGAUUUACAAGAAUAUAUUAUGUGUUAAAUUGUUUUUUUUACAAA